Molecule: messenger RNA, 1169 nt
Organism: Sodiomyces alkalinus F11
Lineage: Eukaryota; Fungi; Ascomycota; Sordariomycetes; Glomerellales; Plectosphaerellaceae
Product: ribonuclease P 40kDa subunit
Exons: 6
Coding region: 93-1112 (339 amino acids)
Biological process (GO): endonucleolytic cleavage in ITS1 to separate SSU-rRNA from 5.8S rRNA and LSU-rRNA from tricistronic rRNA transcript (SSU-rRNA, 5.8S rRNA, LSU-rRNA); tRNA 3'-end processing; tRNA 5'-leader removal
Cellular component (GO): ribonuclease MRP complex; multimeric ribonuclease P complex
Molecular function (GO): ribonuclease MRP activity; ribonuclease P activity
Source: RefSeq, a predicted model, not a curated record
UCUCCCGUGAAGAGAACGCAUCACUUGAGAUGUUUUCCUUCCCCCAACCUACAGUCUACCAGACAUCAAAAUGCUUCAUAACGUACGGAUCCAUGGCCCACGUUGAGCAAGGAAAAUUGCCUACCAAAGGAAAACCAUGGCAUCCCAUCCUUCACCAGGGCUUCAAUCACAAGAUUGACCUUGUGCUUCCGGAUGAAUGCUAUGAGCUAGUCAAGCAGAAGCUCGUCGAACGACGUGCCCCUCCAGUAUACUACAGGGUUGUCAUGACCCUGGGUCAGAUUCUCGACGGCCUGUUCUUCAACGAGUACAUCAAGCGAGGAAACAUUCUCAUGUUGUCCGAGGGCCGGAAAACGGUGGAGAAUGUCUUCUCCUUGCGGGAAGGCCUACUCACCAUGUAUUUGGACAAGGAAACGUAUGAACGGGCCGGGUUGGUGGGCAAGCCGCACGGCGCCAAAGGUGGCCGGGGAGUCAAGCCGAGGUGGAUCGUCAGCUACCAAUUGCGGGAUCCCUGCAUGCUUCACGGCAAGAAGGGUUUUGACAGAUUGACCUAUGCCUGCAAGAAUGUGCUCAACCAGCCAUUGACAUGGCUCUUUUGCGAUUUGAGUCCCACUCCUGCGAACCCGGAUCCUCUCCAGCAAUACGCGCCAGUCAAGUUCACCUCCAACCCCGGUUUGCAUCCGGCUCUUCAAGUCGAGAUGCCGACUCUCACCAUCCCUUCAGAGAUCCUUACCCACGGGAACCGUCCCGACCUGGAAGAUUUCGCCACCGAACUAUAUGAAUGGUUCUCCCUCGUCCGCCUGGGAAGCCCUCGCGUCGCAGCAAACGACGACAUCGAUACCUAUCUAUCGCGCUACCGCGUCCCCGACGAUGCAGGCCCGACCACAAAGUCCAAGGUCUGCAAGCUGACCUGGCAGGGUUUCCUCACCGCCGACUGGGUGCGGGGGCUGCUCAUCGACGUGCUCGCCACCCUGCCUUCUCGGACGUGGUUCUCGCUGAGCGCGACUUCCUUCUCCCAAGGCAUGACGGGAGACGGCUCAGAAGUGGCCUUCUUACGGCCGCCCAACUCUGCGGGCCAGUAUCUGAUGUGGGAGAUCAAGGGCCAGGAUGCAUGAUGCACGGGGGAAAAGAAGGAAAAAAAAAAAAAAGACCACACUUUUAACCUUCUCUCG